AUGGGACGCUACGUGCCCCCGGAGCACGAGGGCACCACGUCCGGCAACCGGCUCCAGCAAAAGCACCCGCUCGGCCAGCGCGCGCGCAAGCUCGCCUCCCAGGGCAUCCUGACGGUGCGCUUCGAGAUGCCCUACGCGGUAUGGUGCCUGCACUGUCCCCGGCCGACGCUCAUCGGGCAGGGGGUGCGCUUCAACGCGGAGAAGAGCCGCGCGGGGAAUUAUUUCAGCACGCCCGUCUGGCGGUUCCGGUUCAAGCAUGCCGAGUGCGGAGGGUGGAUUGAGAUGCGGACCGAUCCGAAGAAUACGGCGUAUGUUGUUGUUGAGGGGGCUAAAAAGCGGGAUUAUACUGGUGAUGAGAAUGCUGCUGCGAAAGAUGGGGAGGAGGGGGAGGGGGUGAUUUUGACGGAUAAGGAGAGGGAUGAGCUGCGCAAUAAUGCGUUUGCGAGUCUGGAAAAGACGAUUGCGGACCGGAAGAGGCUUGAGUUGGCGGCGCAUCGGAUCGAGGACUUGACGGCGCUGUCGGAGCGGCAUUGGAGCGAUCCGUAUGCGUUGAAUCAGCGCCUCCGGAGGGACUUUCGCAAGGGGCGCAAGAAGAGGGAGAUGGAGGCUGCUAAGGCCGAGGACAUCAAGGAUAGGAUGGGCUUGGGGAUGGAGUUGGUGCCGGAGGUGGAGGAGGAUGCGCAGAGGGCGAGGUUGGUCGAUUUCGGGGCGGUGGAGGAGGAAGAGGAUGGUGGUGGGAGGAGGGCGUUGCACAAGCCCUUGUUUUCGACGACAAAGGACGCUCAGGGGCAGACGGGUGCGAAGAAGGCGGCUGUUGCUGCUGCUGCUGCUGGUGCGUCAAAGGCCGAAAAGGCAGCUUCGAAGAGAAAGGAGGCGUUUGUGGCGGAUGUCCUCUCCAACACGCGCGCGGCACAGGAUCCUUUUCUCAGGAGUUCUUUCAGCGGAGGCGAAGCGAGGACGGCGAAUAGACCGUCGUCGUCGUCGUCCCUCGGCAUCAUCAUCAAACGAAAGAAGCAGGGAGAUGGUGGCGGGGGCAGGAGGGACGACAAGGUGUCUGAUGCGGCAAAGGUGUCGUCGUCGGCGCAGGGAUUGGUGGAGUAUGAUUCUGACUGA
Trichoderma reesei QM6a is the source of this 1113-nucleotide messenger RNA. RefSeq lists its product as uncharacterized. NCBI's taxonomy places the organism in Eukaryota, Fungi, Ascomycota, Sordariomycetes, Hypocreales, Hypocreaceae. The transcript has a single exon. Gene Ontology annotation, biological process: mRNA splicing, via spliceosome. Bases 1 to 1113 code for a protein of 370 amino acids. The record is from RefSeq and is a predicted model, not a curated record. Gene Ontology annotation, cellular component: U2-type spliceosomal complex; post-mRNA release spliceosomal complex.